UCUAUAUACUCAUUCUUGAUACACUACAUUCUGAAUGUUGUAGCUCUCCACUCCACAGACACAUUAGAAAUUAGGGUUACGUAAGUUUUAGAUUUACAUAUAGAAUCUUGUUCAUGUCUGCAUUUUAUAACCUUGCGCCAAGUAACACAGUUGCACACGUGUUAUCUCUUAGGGUAUAGCUACAUGAUUCAUGCCUUCUGUGCUACGCUUUUGUUUAGCAUGACUCAUGUCAUCGAUCUUUGAUUAUCAUUUUUGACAUUUUUGAUUUUCUCUAUCUACAUGAUUAGGUUUCUAGAUGUAGUUUAGGAAGCCAAAAUCAGGAUUGGAUCAUAAAAGGAGAGAAAGUAUAAAGGACGGAUAAGACUUCUCCUCUUUUUUUGAAUUCACUCCUUGUUUUGGCUUCCAAAACUGCAUCAGGAAACCUGACCAUGUGGCCUUACUCUUAUUCUAUUCGAUAUAAAGUAGCUGGUGAUAGCAGUGAAAUGCCUUCACAUUGAAUAUAGAUUAUAAUGCCAGUAAUGGACAAGUCAUUUAUAGGAACUGAAACUGUAAUAAUAUCAUUUCACUAUGCAGCACUAUGCUUAAGGUUUAAGCAGCACUUAUGCAGAAAGACAAUUAUUGAUGUUCCUAUGCUGGUAUAAAUUAUAUACAGCAUUAAAAUGGAAGUGAACAUCUGAAUGACUACUACUGAGUCAUCUACAGUAUGAACCUGUCUAUCUUGCCUUGUAUCUUCUACUUAUAAUGUAGAUGUGUAUCAGAUAAGGGUGGAUUCAUUUUUUGUAUUCUACUGUAUGUGUUCCAGAAAGGCUAACACCAGACACUUGGAGGUCAUAAACUAGCAUUUUCACACCAACAAUGGGUUACAAGACCCCGUUUUGAAACUUUUUAAAAACACUUGUGCAACAUUAUUUAAUUUCACAGACAUUUUUACAUCAUCCUCACCACUUGGGAGAGGUACAGACCGGGGCCAGGACUUUGGCUCCCAAAAUUUACUUUCUUUUACACCUGAAAACAGGAGUAAAAACGACUGCAAUCAGUGACUGGAGUUAGUGUUGAGUGAAUCGGGUUUGGAUUGCUAUAUCUGAACCCGAUUCCUUAGUAAAGUUUGUUAACAAUAUGGCCUCCGUCUUACUGUAAAAUGUAUGGGCUCCGCGGAGGUCUUUGAGAACUUGUGGUAAAUAUCGCGAGACUUGCUUUGUCUCGUGUCUAUGAAGUGACACUUUAUUUAUUCACAUCCUUCCUUAUAAAUGCAGCAGAGUUCAGCUUCAGAUUUUGACACUGUCAUUUACACCAAUAAACGAAAUGUCACGUCAUAGACGCAAGACGAAGCAAUACUUGCCACAAGUUCGCAAACACCUUCGCGGAGCCCAUACAUUUAACGGUAGGACAGAGGCUAUAUUGUUAACCAAGUUUUUAAAUGAAUCAGGUUCGAAUACAACAAUCCAAACUCAACACUAACUGGACAGGGGAAAAACAAAGACAGGUGUUAAGAGACGGUCUUUGUAAAUGACCCCCACAGACUUUUUGUAUGGAAACAGAUGAUAUAGUGAUGACCUUUCAAGAGUUUUUCAUGCUACAUAUCAAACAUAUCAAUGUAAAAGACAUGAGUUGAAAUAAGUUGCGAUCCAGCCAUAGUAAGGCUACUUUACAUAAGUUUCCACAUUUCCCCCAUAAGUCUUUAUUGUGUGAAAUAUGUCUGAUAAUGUGUAAAAGUCCUAAUAAACAUUCUUGUUUACUUGAUUUUUAGGGUUUCUUAUUCUUAGUGUAUUUUCGGGAGGGAGAGAAAAAAGUCCCAAAAAUGCUAAUGGGUAUUUUAUGAGGGGUUGUGAGGUGUUUUAGCACCUGCCAUUUGUAAAUGGUAUUUUUUUGCAUGGCAAGUUGCCUGUAAUGUCACUUUCUCUAUAGAGCUGUAAAAAAACAAAAAACAAAAACAAACCAUCAUUAAUAAAGUCAACACACAUUGCACAUGCAUUUUUUAAGGUGCAAAUAAAAAACAAAAGAGGUCUAUGGCAGAAAAACUCAAGACAAAAUCGUCACACCGAGACCAUGCAUCAUUUAAAAACAAAAAAAGAAAAGGCACUGACACAAAACACACUAGAGUGAAACAAAACACACAUGUGUCUUGCAUUUAAUAUUGCCAAUAGACUUCCAUGCAACAUCUAGAGGUGGUGUUUAUUGUCUAAAAAAUAUGGCAAAAAACUGAAGCAAAAAAUGCACCAGAACCUACGAAUCUGGCCAAAGAUGGCAAACAAACCUGUGCAUGACACCAGUUUUAUAGGGAAACUUGGUUCUCUCCUUAAUUGCUCAUAUUGCUAUGACAUGCAAAUGGGAGAGGGGAAGGGUGCCUCUGACAAUUGAUAUAUAAUAAGGAAAUACCAGUAUCCCUUAUAUAAAAUUAUAGCUUCAUAAAAUGUGCUGUUCUAUACUAAUCGUUAUUAAUACAUCUCACCCUAGAGUUGACAGAAAGCAAAUGGUGUUAAAUGUUUCAAGCGUGUUCUGGAAUACUGCAAGUACAAAUAUGGAUGCAGACCUGCAUGUUAUUUCUCCAGAAUUCAUAAAGGAUGGCUUUCUCAGUAACAUCACAAGCCAUGGAGGAAAUGCCACAACUCUCACAGAACUACUCAGGAUCAUCUUUCCUGUGGUAUAUCUCAUCAUUUUUCUUGGAAGCGUCAUGCUCAAUGGUCUUGCUGUCUGGAUUUUCUUCCAAAUCAGAAGCAAAACAAGUUUCAUUGUGUAUCUCAAGAACAUUAUGGGUGCCGACCUCCUCAUGACAGCAUCCUACCCAUUUAAAAUCAUACAGACUUCUGGGAUUGCACCAUGGAAUUUCAACGUCUACCUCUGUCGGUACACCAGCGUCUUGUUCUACACCAGCAUGUACAUCAGUAUUGCCUUUCUCGGACUAAUUAGCAUUGAUAGAUAUCUGAAAGUGGUGAAGCCUUUUGGUAGUUCAAAAAUGUACAGCAUUAAGUUCACAAAGAUGGUGUCUACGGGCGUUUGGCUACUCAUGUCCGCGCUUGCCUUGCCGAAUGUCAUCUUGACAAAUGGCAAACCAACUAGAGACAAUGUCAAUGACUGCAUGAAACUCAAGACCCCUUUUGGAGUUCAGUGGCAUACAGCUAUUUCUUACAUUGAUAUGUUCAUAUUUUUUACUGUGAUGAUUAUGCUGAUUGCAUGUUACAUUUCAAUAUCCCGACAUAUACGGAAAUCUAGCAAACCCUUUGUCAGUUGCUCCAGUCGGACAAGAAGACAUAACCAGAGUAUACGUGUAGUCGUGGCCGUAUUCUUCACCUGUUUUUUGCCCUAUCAUCUAUGUGAGUUGCCUUUCCUGUUCAGCCAACUGGACUCAAUCUCCGAGCAGCAAAUCUAUACCAUUCUGCUAUACUGCAAGGAAGGCACGCUGAUUCUCGCUGCCUGCAAUGUUUGCUUGGAUCCCAUUAUCUAUUUCUUCAUGUGCAGAUCAUUUUCUCACAGACUGUUCAACAGAUCCAGUAUUAGAUCUAGAAGCGAAAGCAUAAGAUCCCUGCAAAGUGUGAAGAAGUCCGAAGUGCGGAUAUACUGUGAUUAUACCGAGAAGGAACCAUGCUGCACUCUCUGAACGUUCACUUUGGACAUUUAGUGGCAGCUCUAUGUAUUAAGAGCAGAACAGGUCUCUAUUGAGGAGGAAGUGCUAUUGAGGAGUCACACCGAGGCUGGUGAGGACUUUCUUGUGAUUACACAUGGUGGUGUCUCAGAGAACCGAUAGUUCAGACCCUGCAGUGCACAGUGAGAGAACAUCUGAAGGAACUCCUCAUCUACGGGCAUAGGAAGGACCAGCUUCUUGUACUGGCACUAGCAAGUCAGUGGGAAUGAGUGAAACUCGCAAAUUGGAGCACCACCCUAGGGACAUUGAAGCAGUGACACCCACUAAGCCUGCAAAGUGCAAGAUACAACAUUAAGGACAUGCGGGACUGUCAAAGUCGCCUUUCUGAAUGGAAAGCCAGUGGUGGGGCUGUCUCCACUAGAUGCUGAGUUCACCAGAAUGCUAGGUAGCAGCUAGUCACUGCCAAACCCAUGCCAAAGCCUUAAUGGAAACUUGUACAAUCACAGCCCACUGCUGUAUUAUUCUUGACCUGUAGAGGUACAGCACUACGCCUUUCAAAGAACAGUUGACCAGGCAAACUCAAGUGAGAACUUUGCAGGGUUGAAAUCCCCAGUCCCCAAAAAAGUAGCUCUACAGGUUAUAGUGUUACCGCAACUUGGCAUGGACAUAUUACCAGCUGGAAUAAAGUUUUGUUAAGAAGAA
Bufo gargarizans (Asiatic toad) is the source of this 4282-nucleotide messenger RNA. Its product is annotated as G-protein coupled receptor 87-like. Gene Ontology annotation, cellular component: membrane. Gene Ontology annotation, molecular function: G protein-coupled purinergic nucleotide receptor activity. The coding region runs from base 2411 to 3595 and encodes 394 amino acids. The transcript has 3 exons. The record is from RefSeq and is a predicted model, not a curated record. Gene Ontology annotation, biological process: negative regulation of adenylate cyclase activity; G protein-coupled receptor signaling pathway. NCBI's taxonomy places the organism in Eukaryota, Metazoa, Chordata, Amphibia, Anura, Bufonidae.